Messenger RNA from Heteronotia binoei (common prickly gecko), 1608 nucleotides. RefSeq names its product vomeronasal type-2 receptor 26-like. The transcript has 5 exons. Lineage: Eukaryota; Metazoa; Chordata; Lepidosauria; Squamata; Gekkonidae. The coding region runs from base 1 to 1608 and encodes 535 amino acids. Gene Ontology annotation, biological process: G protein-coupled receptor signaling pathway. Gene Ontology annotation, cellular component: membrane. Gene Ontology annotation, molecular function: G protein-coupled receptor activity. The record is from RefSeq and is a predicted model, not a curated record.
AUGGCAUUUGCUGUGAAGGAAAUCAAUAAAAAUCUCCAUCUCUUACCUAAUGUCACCUUGGGCUUGCAUAUCUGGAACAGCUACUUCAAUGCAAGGAAGACCUAUCGUGCCACAGUAGAACUUGUCUCAACCAAGAACAGAUUUCUCCCUAACUACAAGUGUGACAGCAAGAACAAUCCUAUAGCAGUCAUUGGAGGACUUGAACCUGAAACUUCCCACUACAUAGCAACUGUGUUAGCUGUCUACAAUAUUCCACAGACACGGCCCGUUUCUGUCUGCACUCCAAGUUGCCACCCAGGUUACAGGAAGGAAAUGAAGGAGGGAGAACAAUUCUGCUGCUAUGGCUGCGUUCCUUGUCCAGAAGGAAAGAUAUCCAGUCUGAAGGACAUGGACGCGUGCAUCACUUGCAGAGAAGAUGAAUAUUCAAACAUAGGAAAAAAUCAAUGCAUUCCCAAAGACAUUGCUUUCUUAUCUUACAAAGAACCACUGGGGAUCACUUUAGUGACUUUUGUCCUUUUCUUUUCUUUCAUCACCCUUUUGGUGCUAGCAAUCUUUAUAAAGCACCACAGCACCCCCAUUGUCAAAGCCAACAACAGGAACCUUACCUAUUCUCUCCUGAUCUGCCUCCUCCUUUGCUUCCUUUGUGCUCUGCUCUUCAUUGGUCAACCGCAACGGGUGUCCUGUCUCCUCCAACAAACCAUUUUUGGCAUCGUCUUCUCAGUUGCCAUUUCUUGUGUGCUGGCAAAAACUAUUAUGGUGGUUUUGGCUUUCCUAAGCAUUCAGCCAGGAAGCAGUUUGAGGAGGUGGGUGGGGAGAAGAGUGGGCAAUUCAAUUGUGAUUUCCUGUUCCCUUUUCCAAGCAGUCCUUUGCUUUGUGUGGCUGAUCACUUCCGCUCCAUUUCCAGAUGUUGACAUGCACUCGGAAGCUAAAGCAGUUGUACUGCAGUGCAAUGUAGGGUCUGUCCCCAUGUUUUACUGUGUCCUGGGCUACAUGGGCUUCCUGGCCAUUGUUAGCUUUGUGGUGGCUUUCUUAGCUAGAAGAUUACCUGACAGUUUUAAUGAAGCCAAAUUUUUCACUUUCAGUCUCUUGGUCAUUUGCAGUGUUUGGAUAUCCUUUGUUCCCACCUACCUGAGCACCAAGGGGAAAUACACUGUGGCUGUGGAGAUCUUCUCCAUCUUAGCCUCCAGCGCAGGCCUUCUGGGUUGUAUCUUUGCCCCCAAAUGUUUCAUUAUUAUGUUAAGGCCUGAUCUGAACAACAGGGAACAUCUGAUAAGAAGGAAUAGCGUGCUGACUAAUCAUUAUCAACAUGUCUUGGCCAUGACAUUUGCUGUGAAGGAAAUAAAUGAAAAUCUCCAUAUUUUACCCAAUGUCACCUUGGGCUUGCAUAUCUGGAACAGCUACUUCAAUGCAAGGAAGACCUAUCGUGCCACAGUAGAACUUGUCUCAACCAAGAACAGAUUUCUCCCUAACUACAAGUGUGACAGCAAGAACAAUCCUAUAGCAGUCAUUGGAGGACUUGAACCUGAAACUUCCCACUACAUAGCAACUGUGUUAGCUAUCUACAAUAUUCCACAGGUGGACGUGGAUUGGGGUCAUUGCUGUGGAUGA